UGCAUAUAAGGAUCUUUUUCACGAGGAUUUCAGUUUCGUCAUGCAACAAAAAUUGUCUUUGCCAGAUUAUUCAUGUGAUUUCUGCUCCAAUAUGAUUACUACAUCUUUAACAUCAACAGGUACGUUUAUGAUUCUCUUUAUUGACGAUGCAGACCUGAACCCUCCAAUGCAACUGCAAAUGAUUCCCCAAUCAUAUACAGUUGUACAUGAUGAUAAAAAUAUACAGUACAAACUUGCUGGCAUCGUUCACUUUAAGAUACCAUAUAUUCCUUCGCCGAGGCAGUCAAAAAGAGGAAAAGCUUCUGUAAAAAAAACAGUAAGCAACAUGCAAGAGUUUCUUACAAAAAAUCUAAGAAAAUCGGUAGAUGAAAAUGAUGAAACUCCAGUAGGACACUACACGGCAAUCUGUCUUCGACAAGGAAAUAAAUGGACAGAAUAUAAUGACCAAAAACUCAAAGAAAACCAACGAUCAAGUACCUUCCCAUGCUGCCCAAGUAUGCUAAUUUUUCAACAAUUAGAAUAAGUUUUAACAGAAAAAGAUAUCCAAAGUCAAAUAUAUGUUAUAUAAUAUAUUUU
Messenger RNA from Leptopilina heterotoma, 576 nucleotides. RefSeq lists its product as uncharacterized. Bases 41 to 523 code for a protein of 160 amino acids. The record is from RefSeq and is a predicted model, not a curated record. NCBI's taxonomy places the organism in Eukaryota, Metazoa, Arthropoda, Insecta, Hymenoptera, Figitidae. The transcript is spliced from 2 exons.